Dichomitus squalens LYAD-421 SS1 is the source of this 507-nucleotide messenger RNA. RefSeq lists its product as uncharacterized. The transcript has a single exon. NCBI's taxonomy places the organism in Eukaryota, Fungi, Basidiomycota, Agaricomycetes, Polyporales, Polyporaceae. The annotation marks the transcript as partial. The record is from RefSeq and is a predicted model, not a curated record.
CGCACGAUGGCGAGACGGCAGCCGUCGAAAGACUAACACCGCAACCGAUCUUUACGCGGCUGGAGAAGAUCGUCUCGCGCCCGCUGACGUCUUCCGGUACACGCCGCUCUUACCAAAGCGAGCGGGGACGCCAGCGACCGCGGAGCAUCCCCACGUUGGACGGUCUCACGCCCGCCCCACGACAUGGGACCACGGAAGCGGCCUUGCCACAAGAGCCGCAGGGGCCUGCACAGUCGCGUUUUGCGUUCUUGAAGGGUCCCUCCUUGAUGACGUUUGGAAGCGCAGCCUCCGCAGGUACCAGCCGCGGUAUCACGACCUCGUCCGGCGAUACGUACGAGGUGGAGGAAGGCGUGCGGCCCGGUACUGGCGACCUGCAAAGUCCGUCGAGAGCUUACACUAGACCGGACACUCCAGGAUCGUGGAAGACCUUUGGGACCGAGGAGGCAGGCAAGCGGCCGAAGGGCUGACAGAAGUCGCACGUUGAGAUGUAUUCAUUUUUGUGUGUUU